UAUUGGGCAUUCACUUGACUGAUGUGGUAAUGGUGAUGUUUACGACAGGUCAUUGUUGUUAUUCAUUACUAGACAAAAUUUAGAUGUUGUAAAGUUACGAAGGGCUUUGACGCACAAUAGUGAAAAGACAUCAUUUAAUACCGUGUUGUGUCGGUGGUGACAAUCAUACACUUUAUCAAGUAGAUCGAUAAAUUACAACUGCUGACUGCUAUUUAGCUAAACAUGGGUACCAGAAAGAAAGGCUCUGAACUUGUCUUUAAUUUACAAUGGAGGAAUAAAGCCGAAAAUGGAGGUGACAAAUCUAACGUAAUAGGAAUGUUUGACACCCCAACAACAACUUCCAAUUUCGAGAUGUUUAAAUCAUAUUUGAUUAAAAAUGCCGGUGUUGCAAGUAGUGAUGUGAAAGUUACUUAUCUAACUGACAAUGACGAAGAACGGGUUAUUGAUUCCCAAGAGUCAUUUGACUUAGCUUUGGCUGCGUUUCGUUUGAAAGCUAGACUUGGAGAACUCAUUCUCCUCAAGCUGGGUAAGGCUUCUACUGCCAAACCUGAAGCACCGAAGAAGCAUUCUAAUGAUGUAGAAACACAAUCUGAAGCAACACAACCUGAUCUUGAUUCAAUGGGUAGUAACGUGAUUACACCCCCUGAAUGGUUUAUUGCCUACAUGCAACAGUUUAAAAGAGACAUUGUUGACGAAAUCAUGUAUGCUGUCUCCUCCAAUUUGGCUGCAAGCGCCAAAGAAAAGGAGAAAGAAAGCAUACCAACCGUGAUUCCCUGUUCAAAGAAAAGUAAGCCGGAAACAUCAAAAAGAUCCAGAAAGCACGGAGGUCUUGGUGAAACUCCCAUCGAUAAAGAACUUUCGAAGAACCUAAAAUUCGACCGGAAACUGGAAAACAAACUAGAUAAACUGGACGCUAAAACAAAGAAGAUAAAAGAAAGGAAGCAAGCUUUGAUGAAUAAAAUCGAAAGUGAACAACAUAGAUAUUUUGGCGGUAGAGGUAAAAAUGCUUCAGUUGCUGUACCGAAAAAGGAAACUGUGCAGACCGAGAUACCCGUGGACAGUGAUGGUGCUCCACUGAUGAACGGAUCUGCUGCAAAUUCAGCAGGAUAUCAUUGUAUGAUGGGUGGCGAAGUGUAUCUUCAUACUUGGUACAUUACUAACACUGGAAAACAGCAGUGGACUUCAGAUACUGAAUUGCGAUUAACUUGGGGGUCGGCUGAAUUGCUACCCACUGUGAAGAGUGUGCGCUGUCCUUGCUUAAAACCGGGAGAACAGGGAACCAUUUCUGUCAAUUUUGAUGUACCAAAGAAAUCUGGCACUUACGAAAGCUAUUGGAAUUUUUAUCACGGAAAUGUUCGUUUUGGAAAUUCUCUCAGUUGUUACAUAUUCGUUGAGGAACCUUUAAUAGCUACCAUUUCCCCCGUUUCGAGCUUUCCCCAACCCGAGUUUUGCAUCAACAAAUCCAAACCUCUCCAUGUGGAUCUCGAGCCGUUGCUCCAAAAAGAUGUUCACGAUUUCUUCGAGAAAAAUAAAAUUGAUGAAAACAAACCUUUGGAAUUGACCAAACCCGACGAAGCGUCCUUUGACAUUUUAGAAGAAGCCUGUGCAAAUAACGGUAGCACUCAAACGAAAGAUGGUGUAAAAUCCCCCGAGAACUCGCCUCCCAGUCGUUCGGAGAAUAUUGAGGCCGAGGAAGAAUUAAAAUCGCCGAAAAUUGUGAUUUACCCAAGAGGAAUUGAGGACACAUCAAAAGUGUUUACCAUUUCUGUGCCAGCUGAGACCGAAAGAAUACUCUGGUACCCUCCAGGAGCCAAUCGCAGUUUGUAUAGACCAAUCGAAAUCCCAGUCAAGAAGAUCAUAGGGUGGGAGACAAAAUCAGAAGCACCGAUUGUACAGCAGUCUCUAAAAACGUAUUGUUCAACGGGACAAGUAUUCGCUGAUAAUAAUUGUAUCGCAAUUAUUAGACCUACAACUGUGGCAGACAAUGCCUGUGGAGACAUGACUUUGAAACACGGAGAUGUGAAAUAUUUUCUGCCGGAUUCAGAUUGGGACAGCGUUUGUUCCUUCGAUAGAUACUCUGACGAUUACGAAACUAACUUUAAAGAUACAUCUAACAAAUACGGAAUCCUGGAAAAAGAUCUCAUUGUGGAUUUGUCCACAAAUAAAGAAGCGCCCGCUGUUGAAAAAGAAAAUAAGGAAGAAAAGUUGAACGUGGUAACGAGUGAAGAUAACAAUAACAACAACGGGACUAUGGAAAAUAAUAAUUGUUCGAAGGGAUCGAUUUCAGAAGCUGAAAGUGAAGAUUCUUCAGUGAGUAGCGGUUAUGACGUUUUGCAAGUUCCAGUUUGUGAAGAAAAGGAGGAUAACUCAGGCUACGUUUACAUCACAAUUGACGGCAAUAAACUGCCAGUUCCAAAACACAUUUUACGUCCCGAUUUUCUAGCCAGCGCUGAAGAAGCUCCAGGUCCUAUCUCCACUGAUGACGAAAGACCUGCUGAAAAAUCUAUAGAUUCAAAAGAGAAUACCAAUGAACAAGUAAAUUCUCCUGCAAAAUCAGAAUCUCCACUCUCUGAACCUAAACAAGACAUCCGUGACACUACUCAAGGCAACAAACCUUCACCAACCCUUACACCAGAAAUUGCGACGGAUGCCUCAGCCGGACGGCUAUUUAUUUUCCCACAAAACCAACCCGGUUAUGAGGUGUUCCGUAACAAGGACCAGUCGACCCAUUCUUUGAACAGAAUGGAUUCGUUUGAACCUUACACUUGGUCGACCUCUCCAACCCAAUACAACUUGACUGAUCCAUUAACCAUGGACGGAGCAAAUUCCAUGCAUCUAAGGAAUGACCCGUAUGGACCUUUGGAUAAUUCGUCCUCGUCUUUCGUUGAGCACCAUCCAACACCUGACCAACCGAUUCAUCCUUCAUGUCCUUUUGCGUCUUAUGGAGGAAAUCACUAUUACCCGCAUUGUCGUUCACCUGCCCAGUUCCCGCAUGUACCGAAUUACCAGCAAUGUGGUCCACGGUAUCAGGAACCAGUCCAAAGUCCGUCUGCUCCACCUCAACCGCCCCAGCAACCGGAAUCACCGAAAAGUCCAGAGCUGGCUCAGGCUGCACCUGUUCACCAUAUUUUACCAGAGAAUUUCGUCAAUGGGGCUGUUAAUGUGGCUUCUUCCGCCAUUAACACUGCGCGGUCGGUAAUCAACAUGCUGGCGUCACCUAAACCGGAGGCUGGAAGGUGGGUAAAUGGCCACUGGGUUACUGAAAAUCCUGAAUCUCUUCGUGCAAAAAAUCUGGUUAUAUUGAAUGAAAUGGGAUUUUGGAAUCCCGAUCUAAAUGCUACUCUAUUGGCACGACACAAUGAUGACAUCGCCCAAGUUAUCACUGAUCUAGUUGAGUAACCUUGUAACUUUCACCAUUGUUGACAUUCAUCUAAUAAUAUUAAUUUUCAAAUAUGUGUUUAUUGUAUUUUAGACAUUAGAAUUUAUUAUAGGAAAUUUAAUUUGAAAGGGUGUUACUUAGACACGGUGUUGUUGGAUGGAUGGAUUGAAUCAGAAUAGACUUAAGUAAAUGUUGGUGUAAAAGGCAGUUGAGAUUAUAUACUUAGUUUGUAGAAAUUGUGUAAGUGGGUAUUGAGACAGUACAGUUUGUUUCAGUUUUUGUUUUA
Molecule: messenger RNA, 3665 nt
Organism: Zophobas morio
Lineage: Eukaryota; Metazoa; Arthropoda; Insecta; Coleoptera; Tenebrionidae
Exons: 8
Coding region: 223-3399 (1058 amino acids)
Biological process (GO): macroautophagy
Cellular component (GO): phagophore assembly site
Molecular function (GO): ubiquitin binding
Source: RefSeq, a predicted model, not a curated record